ACUUUUACACCCGAGUUUGUACUGUCGUCAAGAUGGGUGAUUUAGAUGCACACAAAUAUUUACCUUUAUUAUUAUUAUUAUGUGUCAUUUCUACAACUGGGGAGCGACCUCGUAUGAUUUUCACUGACAGAGAUACCACAGUAGUGAGCCGGCGGUUGCCUCCUGCACCUGUCCAGAUCCUAUUGGAAAAAGAAAAUGUAGUGACAGCUAUUGGAACAACACAGACACGCCUAAUACAGUUUAUGAAUCAACAAACGCAGAUUCCUGUGGACCUCUCAGUGGAGUGGGAUGAAUGUUCUAAAGAUUCUGCCAACACCAAAGUUUGCAUUUACAACUUAACUGUCAUCCUUAAAAGACAAGGAGCCAACCAAAUAUUUGCCUGUGGAAAUAGUGGGACAGAUAUCACAUGCUGUAACUUGACUGUUUCAGAACAUUCAGUCAAAUGCACUCCUUCUGAUACGGUGAACAGUAUCAUAGAGCAAAAGAGACGCUCUAUUGUUAUGGAAGGUGAAGCCUCUGCUUUUGUUGAAAGUCCAGAUGGCGCUGAGCUCUACAUCGCAUUCUCUCGAUCUCAAAACUUCAUAACUGGCAUUUACAGGUUUGGAAAACACACUGUCAGGCCGGGUUACCAUGUUGAAGAGCAGCACUAUAUUGAAUUAAUACUAAGUAAACAGGAGCGUGAAAAUGAUGUUCUUCAAGAUAAGAUCUAUGGCUUUUACAACGAGAAGAACAAGGACACUGACAUGUACAGUGACAUGUGGAAGUCGUUUGUUACACAGAUUUGCGUGACAGAUAACGGUGGUCCUAAGAACAACCUGCAGUCUACCUGGACAUCCCAGCUGAAUGCCCGUCUUUUCUGUGGUGACAAGGACCAGAAACAGCACUUCUCAGAGCUGGUGGAUAUUGCUACAGUAGAAGCUGACCAUUGGCAGGACACAAGGGUCUAUGGACUAUUCAGAAACGAAUGGGGAAUGAGUGCAGUGUGUGUAUACACAAUACAAGAUAUCAACCACGUCUUUAAAACCUCUCCAUUCAAAAACUCAGAAAUGCAACCGGAUAGAUCUAGAACGUGUGUAGGAGACAGCACGAAACUCCCGAUCACAGUCCUGAAGCAAAUAGAGGCCAAUUCUGAAAUGAAGAACUACAUCGAGCCACAGAACAGUUCUGGCCCACUUCUGAUAAGUCGCCACCACUAUACUCGAAUCACCGCUCACCGUCUCCAGAACCACACAAUCCUGUUUAUUGCAUUGCAUAAUGGCAUGAUUCAUAAGGUCAUGCUCAAGCAGACUGCUACAGAUGCCAUUUCCUAUGUCAUAGCUGAAUACAGACCCUUUAACCACAGAGCUUUCAUUGUUAACUUGGACCUACAUCCUACCACCAGGACGCUGUACAUCGCUUCCAGGACGGAAUUGGCCCAGAUGGAUGUGGCAAACUGUCAGGGCUAUGGAAACUCUUGUGAGGAGUGCAUCAUGGCCAGAGAUCCCUACUGUGGCUGGAGUGAAGGCCAGUGUACCAAAGAUGGGUCACCGCAGGACACUGAACACCUUGCCAUUUGUCCCAUUUUGGCUCAAAUCAAUCAAGCUAAAGAUGAGUCAAAAGAUGUUGUGAACAAGAUCCUCAUUCCUCUUGGUUCUCGGUACUUCUUUGAGUGUCCGGUGUCAUCUCUUCAUGCCAACUACACUUGGUACCAUAACAGCAGCCCUACAGUGUCCUGCAGUGGAGACGAGCAUCAGUGCUUUAUGCUCAUCCACAGUGUGAAGCCAGAGCAGUUGGGCACAUACACUUGUGUGUCAAUGGAGCAGGGAUACAGACAGGUGUUGGCUCAGUACCAGCUCGAAGUGGAUGACUGUGCUAAUGGCUUUACUCCAGGUGCUCUGCUCUGGGUUUCUCUCAUAGCAGCUUUUUUGGUCCAGAGCUGAAAAUUAUGUCAUAAUAUACAUUGCGAAUACUGUUUUUGCACUUUUUACAUUAACAGUAGUUCAUUUCAAAUUGUUUUUUGAAGUUCUCUCAGGAUAGAUUUGUGUGUCAUAAGUGUUCAGGCAGGAUUCCUUCUGUAAAUUAAACCUUUAAAUUUAUGACAUAUUUGAGUGCCUGGGCACUGGCCUGUGGUUCAAUGUAACUUAUUUGUAACUGCAUACUACCUCAUGAUUUCUUGACAGCUUGUGUUAGUGUGUUAAAUAGUGUUAAAAUGCUGAACUAUUGUAACCUUGUUCUUUUACACUGAUGUAACAUGAUUUAAUAUAAGUGUUUGUUUUAGCAACUUUACUUUUAAGUGUCUAUCCAAAUGCAAUACAUCAGAUAUACUGUGAACAUGAAUCAUCUCGAGUUACUAAUGUCCCAUUGCCUGUGAAAAUAGACCAGUAAAUAAAGUCUUGUUUUAUUUCUCUAAA
Messenger RNA from Periophthalmus magnuspinnatus, 2390 nucleotides. RefSeq names its product semaphorin-7A-like. Gene Ontology annotation, biological process: regulation of inflammatory response; positive regulation of cell migration; axon guidance. The record is from RefSeq and is a predicted model, not a curated record. Bases 33 to 1919 code for a protein of 628 amino acids. Lineage: Eukaryota; Metazoa; Chordata; Actinopteri; Gobiiformes; Gobiidae. The transcript is spliced from 14 exons. Gene Ontology annotation, molecular function: integrin binding; chemorepellent activity; semaphorin receptor binding.